AUGUUCAGCCCGGACGGGGGGCUGCCGGCCGCCCCCUUCGGCCUUCUGACCGACGCCGGACCUCCCUUCCCCCGCGGCAGCUUCGACGGAGCGCCCGCUCAGCCGCUCUUCUUCCCCUUCGCCGCCACCGCCGAGCCCGAGCCCGCCCGCGACCCGCCGCCGGCCCGCGCCUGGCUGCCCCCGCCCGUGCCCGCGCCGCCCGCCAAGGUGGAGGCGCGCCCGGGCCGGCCCUGCAGCCAGCCCGAGUCCGAGCCCCGCGCCGCCGCUUGCUGCGGCCCGGCCUGGCCGCCCCCGCCCUGGGCCGGGCCGGCGCCCUCCGGCCCCGCCGCCCUGCCCGGGCCGCCCUUCCCCGGCCCGGCUGCCCCUGCCUUCCCCGGCCCCCAGCUCUGCCCCUCCGCGCUGCAGCCGGGCUCCGGCGGCCCGUCGGGGCUGGGCAGCAGCGGCAGCUCCAGCGGCGCCGCCAGCGAGGGCGGACACUCCAGCGACAGCGGUGAGGAGGAUGCGCCAACCUCAGGAGAGCUGGAGCAGUUCGCCAAGGACCUCAAGCACAAGCGCAUCAUGCUGGGCUUCACCCAGGCUGACGUGGGGCUGGCGCUGGGCACCCUCUACGGGAAGAUGUUCAGCCAGACAACCAUCUGCCGCUUCGAAGCGCUCCAGCUCAGCUUCAAGAACAUGUGCAAGCUAAAGCCGCUGCUGCAGCGCUGGCUCAACGAGGCGGAGAACACGGACAACAUGCAAGAGAUGUGCAAUGCAGAGCAAGUACUAGCCCAAGCCCGGAAGAGAAAACGCAGGACCAGCAUCGAGACCAACGUGAAAGGGACACUGGAGAGCUUCUUCCGCAAAUGUGUGAAGCCCAGUCCCCAGGAGAUCUCUCAGAUCGCUGAGGACCUCAACCUGGAUAAAGAUGUGGUCCGGGUCUGGUUCUGCAACCGGCGUCAGAAAGGCAAACGGCUGCUGCUGCCCUACGGCAACGAGGCAGAGGGGAUGAUGUAUGACAUGAACCAGCCCCUGGUGCCCUCCACUCUGCCCAUCCCAGUGACGUCCCAGGGCUACAGUCUGGCACCCUCCCCCCCUGUCUACAUGCCGACCUUCCACAAAGCUGAGAUGUUCCCACAAGCGCUGCAGCCUGGGCUCUCCAUGAGUAACAGUGGCCACUGA
Melozone crissalis (California towhee) is the source of this 1158-nucleotide messenger RNA. Its product is annotated as POU domain, class 5, transcription factor 3-like. The transcript is spliced from 5 exons. NCBI's taxonomy places the organism in Eukaryota, Metazoa, Chordata, Aves, Passeriformes, Passerellidae. The record is from RefSeq and is a predicted model, not a curated record. The coding region runs from base 1 to 1158 and encodes 385 amino acids. Gene Ontology annotation, molecular function: RNA polymerase II cis-regulatory region sequence-specific DNA binding; DNA-binding transcription factor activity, RNA polymerase II-specific. Gene Ontology annotation, biological process: regulation of transcription by RNA polymerase II.